AUGUCAAACUCAACGAAGAGAAAAAGCCCGCCAAACGCGGGCACCAGUGCCAAGAGAAAAAAGGCGGGCAACCAUGGAAAGUGGACAACGUCGCACCAAAAGGUCAAGAGCCUCAACGUCGAGCGUGGCUCUGUCGAGCCUGGCGAUGUCGGCAUCUGGGUGACCUGUGCGCGCAACAUGGAAAGCCGGGCAGCCCGUGAAAUGAUAGAUUUGUUUGACAAGCAGUAUGCCAAAAAUAUGUAUGGUAUUCCAAUCCCGGGUGAAGAAGGUGCCGAGACUGGUACAGUUUCAGGGGAGGAUGUUUCCAAUGGCAGCAACGAGGCAAAAUCCGGUGGCGGUGACGAAAUCGAAGACCUUGUUCAGAGGGAGAUCGCUUCGUUGAGGACUCCGUCCAAGAACAAAAGUCACUACUUUACUCAGAUUCGCCUCAAUGUCGAAUGCCUUUUAUUCUCGAAAACGGUACCACCCAUUGACCCGGUUGCCAUGGCCCACCAGAUCAGCGUCGACGUGAAGCGGGACGCAGAAAUAGCCGCGGUGGCCAUGGACGAGGCAAUUGAGAAGGGGACAGCUGUGCCAAUGACGCGCUCGUUCCGUUAUCUGAACCGGUUAACGCCAAUCACAGCCAGCGGACGGGCCACCGAGAAAGGCGUCCGGCAUGUUGCACUUGAGGUUCUGUCGCCAUGGUUUAAGCUGUCACUACAACCAGCAAAUUGCCUGGGCGAGAAAGACAAUGACGACAGCACUUCUCCCAUCUAUACGGCCCUCAAGAAAAUGCAAGGCACGGCCGAGAACAAGCCCGAUUACACACUCAAGAAUAAAGAGCCGCAGGACCUGGCCAAGGUGACUGGGACGAUUACCACGACCGGGGAGGGUGGGGAUACAGUGACUAUUGGUCCGACAGAGGGCGAGAAAUGA
Messenger RNA from Sporothrix brasiliensis 5110, 915 nucleotides. RefSeq names its product thump domain containing protein. Lineage: Eukaryota; Fungi; Ascomycota; Sordariomycetes; Ophiostomatales; Ophiostomataceae. The coding region runs from base 1 to 915 and encodes 304 amino acids. Gene Ontology annotation, biological process: tRNA modification. The record is from RefSeq and is a predicted model, not a curated record. Gene Ontology annotation, molecular function: RNA binding. The transcript has 4 exons.